CUCGCGGUGUCCCAGAUUUUCAGUCACACGCGACAGUGCAUAGGACGCAGCCGGCUGUCGAUCGUUGCCGGAUCUGUUAGAUCAGUUCAUCCUCAGAACGGUUUCGCGGUUGAACGAGCGCGGAUCGAUUGAACCGGUAGCCACGUCGAUGGCCACGUUUCCGUAUAGUUGAAACAGAUACUCUACCGCAGCCUCGUGAGUAUCGAGAUCGCUCGAAAUCGCAGCUGUGCCCGAUAGAAUCGAAAGUUUCGCGAACGUGUGCCUGGUUAGUGAUGCCAAUGGACGAACGUGAGACACUUGUCGAGAGACGCCUCUGGAUUAUUUGAUAAAUCUCACGCUGCCUCUCGAGUAGCUUCCCGAUGGAACACCCGGUACGUGGACACGCGUGUUAACAGCUCUAGUAUUGUACGCGGGUGUAAUUGGACGACAGGUGUACAGACGCCGGGAGAGUAUACAAGGGACACGGAGGAGGAGAAUUCUGAGAGCGAAGGGAGGACUCGAUGAUCGCUAUGGAAGACGAGGACUUUGGUUUCACGAAAAGAGAGGAAGGUGUCUUGAAAAAAGCUAGCGGUACCUUCACUAACGAGAAUGCUUCUUUAGAAAAGGAGGCGGGAGAGACGGUUGGCGGGUGUAGUUCGGUGACGAGAGCGCUGUUAUCCGGGGCGACGGAGGCCGGAAACGCCGUCCCUGAGCGUGCAGCGACCGCCUCUUCGUCCUCUCCGGCUUCCUCAGUCGUUUCCAACCCGCCGAACAUACCGAACGUGGUCGAGUAUCAUCUGAAAGUGAAGCCCGGGCAAACGCAGGAAAUCUCUCGUCUCGAUAACAGUACCAGAAGUCAACCGGCAAGGGACAUGAAGAAAGAAAAGAGCCCCGCACCGUCCGGCGACAAAAAGAAGGACUUCGUGUCAAAGUUAUCUCGUCUAUCUACCGACAAUAACGUCUUCGAGGGUUCCACCGAUCUUCCUCAGGUCUUCCAGGUGAAAUAUCUGGGCUCUCAUGAUGCCAGGGGCCUCUGGGGCAUCAAGCAUACGAGGAGGCCCGUCGAUAAUAUGGUGGCUGCUGCGAAGGCCUUACCGACCAACACCAUGCUCCCACUGAUGAAACUCGUCGUCUCCCAAGAAGGCGUGACCCUGUUGCCUUUGGAAAAAAGGAAGCAAGACCCUAGCCUCACCAGGAUGUACGCUAUCGAGACGAUCUCGUACGGUGUUCAGGACCUCGUCUACACCAGAGUCUUCUCCAUGAUCGUCGUUAGAGAAACGGAGAACUUCAGAAGAGUAUCGCCGUUCGAGUGUCACAGUUUCGUCUGCGAGUCGAAGCACCACGCGAAGCAAUUAACUUACGCUUUGGCCACAGCCUUCGAGAUUUACUCGAGGACCGUGAAGGCGCAGGAUAAGAUGGCUGAAAUGGCGGGCAAGACUGCCAAGAAGAGGUUCGCCAUAGACCUGAGAAGCCCCGAGGAGAUCGAGGCUGAUUUAGCUGUAGAUUCCGAGGCUUGAGUUAGGUUUCGCUUACUUUAACACCGUUGUUGCAAGGAAGAUUAACGAGGAAAAGUGGUACGCAGGAGGAUGAUUGGUAUGCAAGGACGCCUGCCUCAGUGGACAACACAGGGUAUUCAUUGUCGAAGAUGUUUAAUAUAUGUAGAUUGCACUUUAUGGCCGUAGACGUAAGUUCGUUUAAGAGGAAAGUUAAUCUGUUGCGGAAUAAAUUUCGUCGGCGGCAGGUAUGUCGAAGGAUGUGAAACGAAGACGCGCUCUUUGAUGGAAUCGUUACGAUGAUAAAUGUUAUAUUUUUUUAUUGUUGUUACGCGACCUUUGUUUUAAUUGUAUUCUGUAUUACCUAGCCUUCUGGCCGGUGGCUGUUUAGAGAGAUUUGUACGUUGAUCCUUCGAUUCUUCUUUCGGCUGAGAUGUACUUAAGUCAGAGACGUACGCUUUAGGAUCCUUAUUUUCUGUCGUUGGCGCGAAAGUUGAUGUAAUUGUUGAUUGUUAAUUAUUUUAUCGGCAUUUUACGACCGACGGAGUAGGCGCCGCCUAUUUUCCACGAUACAAUGGCUAGUUAUCCAAAGAUAUCGAAUAGAAAAGAAGACGAAGAUCGCCGAGGGAUCUCCGCGGUGAUUUUUGCAAUUUCAUAUAUAUCACCUGAGUUUAAAAGAAAACGAAAAAAAAAAGAACGUAUUGAUUGGAUUUACCUUCUAGCCGCUUUGACUGUGUGCGUGUGUGUCUUUUUUUUAGCUUCAUCUUAUCGCAUGUUUUCCUUAGUGUACAGUAGAGGUUUUCUUUCCUUGUUAUUUUAUUUAUCCGUGACUUAUAGUUAAGUCGCAGAACCAAUAUCGACACAUAUCAAUCGUUGUAAAUAGAGGGACUAUCAAAAGCGUUAUCGACAACGCCACCUUAACACUAGAAUAAUUACACCGAUACUGUUUUAUUUAGCCGUUAAGUUACCCUUUUCGCUUUUUCGUUAAACAUCAUAUACUCGUCGCUGCACCUUUUCGUUCUUUCUUCUUCGUUCUAGGCAUGGGACAUUUGUGUAACUCUUCCUUCUUGUUUUCG
Molecule: messenger RNA, 2548 nt
Organism: Habropoda laboriosa
Lineage: Eukaryota; Metazoa; Arthropoda; Insecta; Hymenoptera; Apidae
Exons: 6
Coding region: 501-1496 (331 amino acids)
Source: RefSeq, a predicted model, not a curated record